Molecule: messenger RNA, 955 nt
Organism: Sarcophilus harrisii (Tasmanian devil)
Lineage: Eukaryota; Metazoa; Chordata; Mammalia; Dasyuromorphia; Dasyuridae
Gene: COMMD10
Product: COMM domain containing 10
Exons: 7
Coding region: 60-674 (204 amino acids)
Source: RefSeq, a predicted model, not a curated record
CCAUUGGCCCAGUGAGAAGCAGCUGACUGGAGGAGGUGGCCGAGCCGCUGAGUGGAAGGAUGGCUGCUCCGGCGGGGACCCAGCUGAUUCUCCCCGAGACUCCCAGCAUGAAAAAAGCAGUGUCUCUGGUUAAUGAAGUAGAUACUGGAAGAUUUCCUCGAUUGCUUACCCGAAUUCUUCAGAAACUUCACUUGAAGACUGAGAACAGUUUCAGUGAAGAGGAAGAAGAAAAACUCCAAGCUGCAUUUUCAUUAGAGAAACAAGAUCUUCACCUGGUUCUUGAAACAAUAUCAUUUAUUUUGGAGCAGGCUGUUUAUCACAAUGUGAAACCAGCAGUUCUGCAGCAACAAUUAGAGAAUAUUCAUCUCAGUCAAGACAAAGCAGAAGCAUUUGCCAGUGCUUGGACUAGUAUGGGUCAAGAUACAGUUGAAAAGUUCAGACAGAGGAUUUUGGCUCCCCAAAAGCUUGAGACAAUUGGAUGGCAGCUUAACCUUCAAAUGGCUCAGUCUAAUCAAGCAAAGCUGAAAUCUCCUCAAGCUGUGUUAGAACUUGGAGUAAGCAAUGAAGAUUCAAAGAAUUUGGAAAAAGUUUGUGUGGAAUUCAACCACAAGGAGUUGUUUGAGUUUUAUAACAAGCUAGAGACCAUGCAAGCACAGCUGGAUUCCCUUAUGUGAUGUUUUCGAAGACUGGUUUUUCCAUCGCACUCCUGCCACCUCAUUAUUUGUAUUGAAGAUAUAUUGCUAAACUGUGUUUUCUGAAGGACUCAAUGACUUUCUUCCUGUAAAAUUAUACGGCUUAUCUCCUCUUAGACCAGUAACAUUAGCCAAAGAAGGUUAUUGUUAAGAGUACUGCAGUCCUAAUUGACUUUCUCUUGUUUUUUUGAACCAAUAACUAUUGUUAAGAAGACUUUUAUUAAAAAGAAAAUAAAAGCUAAUACUUUAUUGUUUUACUCUUA